AUGACAGGACCACUCUUUGCCCUCUCCCUCGGGCUCCUAUCCCUCUUCACAGCCCAAGCCGCAGCGCAGGACCAAGUCAGCACGAGCACAUUCACCCUCUCCAACACCGACGACGUGACUUUCCUCUCGGGAACCAAGACCGUCGCAGUCACCCAGCCCAGGACCCCAACGGGUCCCUACGCAACCUACACCUCGAGAAUCACCCUCACAAAUGGAGACCUGUCGACCAUGACCGGGACCAUGACGGUCACCGGCAACGUCACGCAAACCACCACAAAUUCCGUGGGCCAGUCCGUCGUCAUCAUCUCGGGCCAGACCUCCGUCGUCACCUCCACCAUCACCGGCACCGGCACCGAUGCCAAUGCCACCCAGACCGAGACCGCACCCGCCGGCCCGACAAACACACAGCCCUGCAACAACUACGUCGAGUUCUGCGACCGCAAGUACAGCAACGUCACCGAGGUCGGGUGUCACAACUCCCCCUUUGUGCGCCCCGGGAACUCGGCCUCCAACCAGGCUCUCGAUGUCACCACUCAGCUCAACGACGGCAUCCGCUUCCUCCAGGCUCAGAUCCAGUGGCCCACGAACGGCACGGUACCGCACUUUUGUCAUUCUUCCUGCGAUAUCCUCGAUGUCGGCCCCAUCACCGAAUGGCUCACCACCGUCCGCGAAUGGGUCGCCUCUCACCCGUACGACGUCGUCACCAUCCUCCUCGGCAACGGCAACUACUCCACCCCGGACCUGUACGCCCCCUUCAUCGAGUCAACCGGAAUCCUCCAAUACGCCUACCAGCCUCCCUACCUCCCCAUGAGACUCGAAGACUGGCCCACCCUCUCCCAGAUGAUCUUGGGGGGCAAGCGCGUCGUCAUGUUCAUGGACUACAUGGCCGACCAGCAGAAAUUCCCCUGGCUCCUCGACGAGUUCUCCCAAAUGUGGGAGAGCCCCUUUGACCCCAUGGACCGCACCUUCCCCUGCACCGUCCAGCGCCCGCCCGACCUCUCGCAGGAAGCCGCCCGCGACCGCCUCUACCUCAUGAACCACAACCUAAACGCAGAGUACAACAUCUUCGGCGCCUCCAUCCUCGUCCCCGCCGUGUCGUUGUUGAAUUCGACAAACAACGCCACCGGCAACGGGUCCCUCGGCGGCGCGGCCCAGAACUGCACCCGCGACUGGGGGUUCCCGCCAAAGGUGCUCAAUGUGGACUACUACAACUACGGCGACCCCGAGGGCUCCGUCUUCCAGGUCCAGGCUAAGAUGAACAAUGUCACGUACACGCGCGAGUGCUGCGGCAAGGUUACCGGCGCGUCGCCCGGCCGGCCGACUGCCUCGGCAUUGGUGCUGGGUUUGGCUUUCGCCUGCGCCCUGCUGCUGGUCUAA
Molecule: messenger RNA, 1377 nt
Organism: Colletotrichum paranaense
Lineage: Eukaryota; Fungi; Ascomycota; Sordariomycetes; Glomerellales; Glomerellaceae
Product: tat pathway signal sequence
Exons: 2
Coding region: 1-1377 (458 amino acids)
Biological process (GO): lipid metabolic process
Molecular function (GO): phosphoric diester hydrolase activity
Source: RefSeq, a predicted model, not a curated record